AUGUCGUCGCUACGACCAUUGGUGCUGAAAAGGCUCACCGCGACUCCUCUCCAUUUACGCGUCCGUCCUCGGAGUCUUCCCCAGACAUAUUUGAUUUUUCGGGCACGAGCCUUCACAUCUAUACCAGGUAUUCCAACACCCGAGGAAGAUGAAGACGGUGGUAAAGGAUCCAGGAAACCCGAAGAUGAAGAGAGCAGGUGGAAACCCAUCUUCUGGAAAUCCCUAGAGUCGACCUUUACUACACUUGCAUCGGUCACAGUGCUUGGGCUCAUCGGCUACUCUUAUACUCGUUACUACAAGGCCUUGAUCUUGAGAAAGAUGGAACAUGCCUUUGCUCCUGGCGAUCCUGUUCUAGAGCUUGCUGCAAUGUCCAAGAGUGAGGAUGGACAUCGAGAGCAUUGGAUACUCCGAGAGGAACAGACAAAGCUCGAUGCCAUCAUUCGCGGCGACCUCAGAGGACAAUACUACCUACUAGUGGGUGAAAAGGGAACGGGAAAGAGCUCCAUGCUCAUUGAUGCCAUGGCCAAAAUUGACGGCGAAGGAGUUGCCAUGUUUGACGCUCACUCUGAUCUCGAAAUCUUUCGCGUGCGCCUAGGAAAAGCUUUGGACUUUGAAUAUCACGAAGACAAUAUCGGAUCACUCUUCUCUAUUCGAGGUCCACGCGAUGCUUCUGCUUUGCUCGACAUUGAAAGAGCCUUCAAUAAGCUGGAAAAGGUGGCCUUACGCCGAAGAGCAACUGUUGGACGGCCCUUGAUCAUGAUCAUCAACAACAUGCAUUUAUUGCGAGAUGAUGAAGACGGUCGUGAUCUUCUCGAGUUGCUGCAACAGAGAGCUGAGCAAUGGGCUGCCAGCAACUUGGCCACCAUCAUUUUCAACAGUGACGAUUACUGGGUCUAUGAAAGACUGAAGCAAUUGGCGACACGCAUGGUGGUAAUGCCCGUGCCUGACUUACCCCGAGAAAAGGCCAUGAUGGCUCUACGAAACUACCGUGCCAGAUACCAUAGCGACAAACCUCUCGACUCAGAGAUUCUGGAGCAAGUGUACCAAAAAGUGGGUGGUCGCUUGGCCUUCCUCAACCGCGUCGCAAAAUCUCCCGACAUGCUCUCAACAUGCGAAGACAUUUGUCGCGCAGAGAAGACCUGGCUUCUUUCUCAAACUUGGAUUCUCGGCGAAGAGAUGGAUGAUGAUGUUAUGGAUCAACAAAAAUAUGCCUCGGCUGCAAUGGUUUUGGCAAAGGCCUUGGUAGACAAGGAGAAGGAAGACAAUCUAGAAUAUGAUGCUGAAAAGGGUCACAUGCUGCCAGAGAUACCUCUGCACAAGGCAAGACAGAUCAUGACACGAGCCGACUUCAUCCAAAGCUAUGAUGCCAUCAACAUAUUCACCAUCGACAGCAAGGCUAUGGUACGAGCUGAUUCUGUUCCCAUGAUGAAUGCUUUCCGUGAGAUAUGCGCCAUCGAGGGCUUCGACGAAUACUUAGAGGCAACUUUGGAUCGCAUUUCUGCUAUUGAGAGCUUGGGACGUACUCGCGAGCUUACAAUCAAGGAUCUUUGGGAUGGAGGAAAGUAUCGCGUUACCACUCGUAAUGCAAAGGGUGCCAUUGAGAAAUUAAUCAAUUUCGAGGUUGAGGAAAAGGAAGAAGACAAGGAUGAUAAAGAUGAUUGA
Molecule: messenger RNA, 1662 nt
Organism: Aureobasidium pullulans EXF-150
Lineage: Eukaryota; Fungi; Ascomycota; Dothideomycetes; Dothideales; Saccotheciaceae
Exons: 7
Coding region: 1-1662 (553 amino acids)
Source: RefSeq, a predicted model, not a curated record